GGGACAUAAGGGAUGACCUCCCACAUGGGUGGGGUGCACCCCACGAAUUUGUCAAUCAAAUAACCAUUAAUUGACUCAUGGUUGUGAGGAUGUGCCAAGGAAAUAAGAAGAGGAACAUGGGUGUAGGGCCUUGGAAGUCCUUGGCCAUAUCAUUUCGACCCACCCCCCUCAAACAAGUGAAGAAACCUCUGCAAACCACCAUUCACCAUAGCUAUUUCGAGUUCAUCACAAGGAGGUCAAAGGGAAGGAGUUUAAGGGGGAAAAGGUUGAGAAAAGUGUGGAGAAUUAAGGUAUUCAAGGAACUUUCAAGGAUUUGAAAGGGUCGCCGGAAUUGUCGCCGGAGUUCGCCGAAGUUCGCCGGAGUUUCACCGGAGCUAAAUCGGGAAGGCUAGAACUUCAUAAGCGUCAUUAAGGCUUCAUUCAUUAAUCACUGCUAAAUCUCUCUUAUAUUCAAAAUAAAAAAGUUAUACACAAUCUUAUAUGGCAAGAGAAAGAGAAGAGUGCAUCAUGAACUCCAGAUGGUCCCUUAAAGGGAAGACGGCCCUCGUUACCGGCGGAUCCAGAGGCAUUGGGGCAGCAAUAGUUGAGGAAUUGGCGGGAUUCGGAGCGACAGUCCACACGUGCGCCAUCGAUGAGGCCGAGCUCUACGAAAAGCUCGAGGACUUCAAGGCAAAGGGCUUCAAAGUUACUGGGACUGUAUGUGACUUGGCUUCCAUAAAACAAAGGGUUGAGUUGUUUGAAACUGUCUCCUCCCACUUCAAUGGCAAGCUUGACAUCCUAGUGAAUUGUGCUGCAAUCACUAAGAUGAGAAAAGCAAAUGAGUAUGAUCAUGACGAGUUUUCACAAAUUAUGCAAACAAAUUUUGAGUCACCUUACCACUUGACCCAACUUUGUUACCCAAUCCUCAAAGCCUCUGGAAAUAACGCAAGCAUUGUAUUCAUCUCCUCUCUUGCUGGCACCACUGCCUUACCUGCCCUCUCCAUUUAUGGAUCCUCUAAAGCUGCUAUAAAUCAAUUGACCAAGAAUAUGGCUUGUGAAUGGGCUAAAGAUGGCAUUCGAGUGAACUCUGUCUCACCGUGGGCCGUGAGGACAAAAGCCAUGAAACUGGAGGAUAUUGACCCUUGAAUCCAAGCAAUUCUUGGUUCACUUACGAUGAGAACUCCAUUGAAGCCAUUAGCAGAAGCGGAUGAGAUAUCCCCGUUGGUGGCAUUCCUAUGCCUACCAGUUGCUUCGAACAUUACUGGCCAGGUUAUCCACAUUGAUGGAGGCUACACGGCCGGAGGUUUCCAUUUCUAGCUACAUUGGAAAAUCGCAUUUUUAGUCCUUCAAAUAGUCAUCAUAUUUAAAUGUCAAAAUUGUAUUUUUGAAUUUGUAAAUGUCACCCCUCAAUUUUCCAAAUUGAUGUAAAUGUGGUCCUUUGAGAGGUGAAAUGUACUUCUCGUCCACAUUGUAUAUUUCAUCCUUUAAAGGACCACAUUUGAAGCAAUUUGGACAAUCGAGUGAUGUCAUUUACAAACUAGGAAACACAGGUCUGACAUUUCAAUAUGGUGAAUAUUUUAGGGAUUAAAAGUGUGAUUUUUCCUUCUAUGAGCUUCUACAUUUAAUUCUGUUAUACAACUAAUCACAAGUGUUUUUAUUAUUCCUAUAUAUGUACUCUUCAUGCAAGCGAUAAAGAAGUCUGUAAUGUAGCUAUAUCUACUAGUCUACUACUAUGUGGUAUGUACUACUCCGUUUUUUUCUAAAAUCAAAUGAAUGUUACUUUUAUAGUGUCU
Cuscuta europaea is the source of this 1772-nucleotide messenger RNA. NCBI's taxonomy places the organism in Eukaryota, Viridiplantae, Streptophyta, Magnoliopsida, Solanales, Convolvulaceae. The record is from the annotation of a GenBank genome assembly.